Molecule: messenger RNA, 3789 nt
Organism: Umbelopsis ramanniana AG
Lineage: Eukaryota; Fungi; Mucoromycota; Umbelopsidomycetes; Umbelopsidales; Umbelopsidaceae
Exons: 10
Coding region: 190-3423 (1077 amino acids)
Molecular function (GO): ATP binding; ATP-dependent chromatin remodeler activity
Source: RefSeq, a predicted model, not a curated record
GGAUAAUGCAAAACGAAUACAAGAUGGUAGUUUCAACGAAUGACUAAACAUGAAAACGAUCGGCGAAGCACUGAAACCAAUUUUUUUUACCGCAGCGAACAAUGAACUGUACGUGAUUGGCCAGUUUUGAAAUAUAGUGUUAGCCGCAGAAAAAAAAAAAAGGGCUGCAGUUGUUGAAAGAAUUCAUUCAUGAUCGUGCAUGACCUUCCAGCAGGAAGCCUUGAUAUUCAAUGCCUAACCAUACCGGAAUAUAUCGGUGAAAAUUGGUGUCAGUACCAGGUCCACUCUGUCAUAGAGUUUGUCAGCGAGGAAUUCAGGUCGAGCAUUUUACUGCUGGAUUCCUUAGUCAAAGCUGAACGCAUUCGAGCUUCCUGUUGCCACAUUGAGGGCCACACAUUACGCAUUCGAGUGUUUUUGUUGAACAAGACAACUCUGAUGCCACAUGCUCCAAUGCUCCAUGCGCAGAACCUCAUUCAACUUGUGGAUAAGCUGGAUCUCUGUCCUGAAAAGUUUAACGGAGCUAGCUUCAAGUCAGAUGCAGUUCUCCGCCAACCGACUUUGUGCAACAUGACACCGAAGGAUUUACUGGAUAUUUUCAUACAUAUGCCGUCGCCAUCAACAAAUUAUGACACGUUGCAAGUAGCAGACCCUGAUGUUUUGGACCUUUUAAACAUUGUUCUCGAGCAGGACUCGCCUCCUGGAAUGAAGACAACUUUGUACCCAUACCAGAAGAGAUCGUUGUGGAAAAUAUUGCAGCGAGAACUUGCUCCUCAGCCAAUCAGCGGAUUGACUUCUGCUAAAUGCCAAGCAGUGGAUGGUCGUCCUUACUACAUCAAUCUGCUGACGUGCCAAAUUCAAACACAACCUGAUAAGCACAGAGAUGUACGAGGAGGAAUCAUUUGCGAAGAUAUGGGUACUGGGAAAACGUGCAUUUGUCUAUCCACUAUUCUGCAAUCCAAGCAUAUGAAAAUACCAAGUGAUGGCAAAGGAGUGAAAUGCGACAUCAAUGGCAAAGAAGGUGUUCCCAGCCUAACAAAUCUUGCCAUCGCACAGAUUUUGCGCGAUGGUACUUGGAAAUUAUGUCAACCUUACCUACCAGAUCAUAUCCUUAAAUUGAUGCGAGACAAUCCUGCAUACUAUGAUAGAGUCGAGUAUCCUAUGUCAGUCUUGGUAGAUCGACCUCGUCGAGUCAAUAUUCCUCAAAGAACUCUGAAAGUUUAUAUGGCUUCUGCUACACUGGUUGUAGUCCCAGAUAAUUUGAUAGCGCAGUGGACUGGAGAGGUUUAUAAACACAUUCAAGAUGGCGAGUUGGACUUUUUAGUACUUGAUAACAAAAAACAGCCGAUACCACCUGCCACACAGCUUCUGAAUUACGAUAUGGUCGUAAUCAGCCAUUCUCGAUUUGGACUGGAAAGUGAUUCUGGAGGAUUGGAGAUCGUUGGUAUAUCACGAAAAUGUGAUUGUCCUUACAUUGGGGCUACACGUAAACGAGAUUGUAGUUGUCGGACGAUAGAUGAUCCGUCUAAACGAUAUAUAUCACCACUGCUUCAAGUGCAUUGGAAACGGCUGAUAGUUGACGAAGGUCAUUCUUUGGCUGACAGUAAUCGCUCAUCUCAACUGUCUGCAAAACUCUUUGUCACUUGGAAGUGGGUAUGUACUGGUACACCAACGCAGAACUUGACAGAGUCUCCGGUUGCAUUGACCCGUAAGCAAGCUCAAGCGGAUGAUCUGAAAAGGCUGGGAAUCCUGGUGUCCAACGUAUUGAACAUGGAGCCAUUUGCUUCCAAAAAGAGAUCCUGGAACACAAUUCUUUUGAACCCUUUCAUGCAUAGUAAUCCACGGGCUUCUAUCGCUGUUGCAAAGCUCAUGCACCGGGUUAUGAUUAGAAAUCGGCGAGAGGACAUAUCGAAGGAUGUAACUCUCCCAGAACUGAACAAAAAGCUUGUCUUUUUAGAUUUUGAUUACUACCAAUGGAUGGCACAUAAUUGUCAAGUGGCAAUGGUAGCUCUAAAUGCUAUUUUAUCGAGGCGGGAAGGACAGGACUACCUGUUUUCAAGAGGAAAUCAAAAAGCGUUAAGAGAAACUAUUCACAACUUGUGGCAAAGCUGCCUUUGGCAUUCGAUCGAUCCACAAUGGCUGCAACCGGCUUAUGAUAACUGCGUAGAGAAGAUUGAUGAUAUCGACAAAGGAGUUACAACGUAUGGUGAAGAGGACAACAAAGCGCUCAAGGAGAUACGAGAUGUGUUAUUACGAGCUUUGAAUGACAAGCUGUUUUUGGCCAUGAUGACAACGCAUUCUCCAUCCUAUUUGAUAUCGAAUUUACCGGAUAUCCCAAAGCGUAAAUGGGGCUGGUUGAACGGUCAUCCAGGUAUAUACGUUGAAAAUGGAGUACCGGCUCGCCACGCUAUUGUCAGUGGCGAAACAGUUACGGAUAUCACAGCAGAAGUGAUCAAUAGCCAUCAAGCCACAGAUAAUCUAUGGGUAUACGAUGAGACCGAAGAUAGUCUUGAAACGAUGGCACAGCACAAUCGCAAACGAAAAUUACCACACGUGUCCGGGGGGAAUGAAGUCGAAGUGCAAGAGCCGGUCCCACGGCCACUCGCGUUCAUUGGAAAAUCAGACUUGUACAAUGCGAACGUGUACAGUACAACAAGCAGCAAAAUCAAUUAUCUUGUGAAUCAGGUCAAACAAUUUCACGAAACGGAAAAAUGCAUUAUCUUCUCCCAACAUUGGAAUGAAAUACAAGAAAUAUAUACAGCUCUACGACUUGUUAGAGUUCGUUCCAUGAUGUAUCUAGACAGCAAAAUGAGUAACACUGAAAGAUCGCAAACAAUCCUUACCUUCAACACAUCAGACAAAGUCAAUGUCAUUAUCAUGUCAGUGCAGGUCGCUGCUUAUGGUAUUGACUUAUCUUCGGCAUCCCGUGUGUAUUUCGUCAGUCCAGUGUGGCAAACGGCCAUGGAGCAGCAAGCAAUCAAACGUGCCCACCGCAUUGGCCAAACCAAGCCUGUAUACGUCGAAACUAUAGUCAUUCGUUCUUCGAUUGAAGAAAACAUGCUAAAGAGACGAGCCAUGUUAGCCAUUAAAGCUGAGAAGCAGCACAACGGAAAAGCUGCUUCUAGCAAAGAGUUUUAUAAUGAUAGGAAGAUGCAGGAAAUUUUAAAUCACGCCUCAUUUGUUCCUCUUCCUCGAACAGCAUGUGAGACUCGUGUAGGAGAAGACUUGAUCGUCCAACAAGACAUUGAUCCAUUCUACGAAACUGUUGCUCUAGUAAAGCCGGACGAUAAAGUCGAACAAGUAGCUACUGGCUUGAAUCCUCCACCAUCGGUUACCAUUGAAGAUCCACCUUUGCCAUCUACUACUUUGCAUCAAGAGGAACCGCACCGUGCAAAACGGCCAAAGGUGUCCUUUCAACUCACAUAAUAUAAUAGUACUUACGUAAAUUAUAAUACACUUGCCAUUUCUUGAAUUUUUUAUUCUUUCUCAGAUGAUUUUUUUUGGUUAUUUAAGAUCUUUAAUGGGGGUAAAAAGAUUACAUGGAAUUAUGAUAAUCCUCAAGCAAUAUUGGCGAGGUAAUCCUUGACUUCGCUAGGUGACAGCUUUCGGAACAAUGGGAACUCUUCUCUGUCUUUACCAGCUACACCAAUAGUGCUUGUACCAAUAAUACCUAUUUCUAGACUAGUUUCCGUAAUUUGUCCUUCAAACCCUUCUUUCAGCUAUAGAUGACAAUCGACAUGUCAGCACGAUUGGCAGCAAUGGUAUCAAAACGUUUCAUGUGCUUACCGUAAG